This is a messenger RNA of Peniophora sp. CBMAI 1063, 561 nucleotides long. NCBI's taxonomy places the organism in Eukaryota, Fungi, Basidiomycota, Agaricomycetes, Russulales, Peniophoraceae. The record is from the annotation of a GenBank genome assembly.
AUGUCUUCUAUCGUCAACGCUCGGACCGUUGAGGUCCACAUGGGUUUCGGGGACGCUUCCGUCUUCGUCGAUGUGCGGGGCAGUUGGCUGGACUUUCUGGCGGCGGCGCUUGAAGCCUUGCGAGACUUGGAGGGCGCGGCAGUCUCUGCAGAGGGGAAGGUCAUACGCGUGUACAGUGUCGACCACGGGAGAGUGAUCGAGGGUGAGGAUUGGGAGGCCGUGAGGGAGGAGGUGAACAAGGUGGUGCUCUGGGUGUGCGAUGAGGAGGAUCUGCCAGAUAUCUUAGAAGUCGAGGCCGCAUUGGAGGUGGCGGGCGACGAUGAUGGCGUGGACGUCGCUGCGUGGGCGGAGGAGGUGGAUGCUGCUCAAUCGGAGUCCGCGGGGUAUACCUGGGCCGAGACGUCGGACCAGCCCGGAGGCGACGUAGAACGUCGCGUCUUCUUGAGCGGAGGUGUUACGGUGCACGGGCGAACGUCGUCCGGGGAGGUAAUCUCGUCGACGAUGGAGUGGGAGGGACUGUCGGACGCGGAGUUCACGAUCAGGUGGGUGGCGGGUGGGUGA